GACCCGGGCCAGGGAAGCCCGCGCGCGUCGUCAGCAUUAGCGCCGCGGGGCGGGGGACGCACUGAACCUCCCCUGUCGGGGUCUGCAGACCCCCCGGACUGGCUAGCGGUCCCCUCCCUGGAUGCCUUAAGGGUCCUGAUUACCGUUGUAGAGCUACCCCUCUCCUGCGGGGACCCCGAAGUCGCCGCCCCCUCCGACUCCCUAGCUGGUGUGCACCACUCUCAGUGCGGCCAGAGAUCUUCCUCCGAGCCCAAGCGCGGGGCAUGAGGAGCCCCCAAGUAUCGCCUGCAGACAACCCAGCCACGCGCACACCUCGCCAGCCGCUGACGGGGACAUGAGCAGUUCGAUCCAGCUCUGGUGCCUGGUGGCCAGCCUCAGCCGGCAGCGGCCAAUGGGUCCUUGCUGCCUGGGAGAAUGAGGCAGGAACCCGCGGCCACUUCUCUCUCCUCCUUCUCGCCUUCCUCUGGCUCUCGCGCCCCGGGCCCGGGCCAGGCUGUGGCUCUGCUGCGUGCCCUGCGCGCCCCCCACCUGCCUCCGGAUGCUCUUCUCGGUUAGUCUGGCGAGGAAGAUAAAGACAUUUGCAACCAAGAUGGUAAUCACGGGUGGAAAUGAUGAGGACCGGGGAGGCCAAGAGAAAGAGAGCAAAGAAGAGAGUGUUCUGGCCAUGCUGGGCAUCAUUGGGACCAUCCUGAACCUGAUUGUCAUCAUCUUUGUCUACAUAUAUACCACACUGUGAAUGGCCCCAGGCAGCCUCGGCUGCCUCAGGAUGGCCGUGAGACAAGGGUCCUGUGUGUCCACCUCUCGGUGACCAGACACUGCAGGGGGCCACACCUGCUCCAUCAAUGCACCUUUGACCUUUAUAACAGAUCGCCAAACGAACCCAUCCUGCUGUCCAGAGCAGACAACUCUGAAGCACAAUGAAUCCAACAGAACUCAUUCAGGCCACAAGGAACUUAGCGUCCCUGGCAGGGGACCUGGCGGGAUGCUGGAAAGACCAGCCUUCGGCACAAGUGGUGAGCGAAGGGGUGAAGAAAUGCCUCACCCUGGAGCGCUGACCACCUCCCAGGACCCGCUCUCAGGGUGGUCCGUUCACAGGCAUCCCAUUCAUCAAUUGUUUCCAGCUGUUUGAUACGGAAGAUAACUUAUUUUUCAUUUUUCAUUGGCUUGAUGUGUGUAUCUGUUCAUAUCAAGGUUUAUAAAUAUAUAUUUUUAAUAAAUGUGCUCUAUUUUUUAGCAUGAACCAAAUAUUUGGAGAAGCACUUCUGGAUCCAUAGCUUUUCAUGGUUUUAAUCGCUUUGCUCCAUCAAGCGCAGGACGUCUUUUCUGUAGCCAUCCAGGCGUCUCAGUUCAUCUCUUUUGCUCUCAAGCUCUCCUCCUCCCCAUCUCUGCCUCUCCAUUCUCUCUUCUCUCGUUCCUCUCCUCCCUUCCCCUGCCUUUGUCUCUUCUCUCCUCUCCCUCUCUCCUCCCCUCCUCUCUCCUAUUCACGUCUCCUCCUCUCUCAUCCAGAGGACAUCAUUUUUUUCCCGUAAUACCAGCCAUGGUCUUAGCUGGUGCAUGUUUCGAGAUUGUCGAGUGGUUUUAUGUUGUUCUGUCAGAGAUCUAAACCGAUUGUGGGCAUGCAGACCUUAAACGCACCCUGUCUUCAAUGAGAAUUAUGCAUGCACAAGGGCUGAGUGACAGAUCAGCUUUCAACCUGUUUUCAAAGGACUGCCACUGAGGAAGAGGAGUGUGGCCUUGCCUGCAGGUCACCCAUGGGAUGGACCAGUCAGCAGCUCACCGGCAGUGUUGCUCAUUCACCCCUGCAAACCAUUUGUUUUUCAGAUUUUGAUUUUUUUGUGACCGUGACAGAUGGGAAUGGGGUAAGCUCAAAGUUCAGUGUACCGCCCCUUCUUUGAUGAGAUGCCUGGGUGGGGCCAGGUCUCUUCAGAAGUUGGAGGGAUUUGAAUGAUGUGAGACCUUCACACUGGGGGAGCCCAUGUGCAGUCAGCUCCUGCUGUAAAGACGCCACUGUGACAAGUGGCCCGUCAAGGGUGUUGGAAGGGGCUCAAUGAUCUCUGUAAAGGACCCCUUGCACAUUUUAAAGCUGGUUCCCACCCACAUGAAGCUAUUUCCUCUCUAAGGGGUUGGUUGAAUAAAUACAAACUUGCCCUGCUCCCUGGCUCCCUAGCAUAGCUCCAGCCUGGCUGCCGUGGACGCCUUAAGGACAGGGUCAGAGUUCAUUUCACCACUGGCAGAAAUGGCAGCAGCCUGCCCGGUUGGAUUCAGAUGACGCUGAUGGGGUCUCUGCCUGCCCCCUUCCUUAACGGCACCACGGCGGAGUCACUUCUCAGGCUCCACUAAGGGACCAGUCUCUUUUAUAAAUCAAAUUCCCGUGAGCACCUGGCUCUGGCCAGAGAUGUCUCCUUCCUCACCCAAAGGAAGGACACUUUGUACACAAAUCACCGGGCCCUCUUAGUAGCCCAGGAAAAGGAGAGUCUCACCUGUGUUGUAGAAGAAGGAAGGAGAGCUCAGACCAGGAAUCUUCCCCAAGAUUACCUGGCAACCAGUGGAGUCAGAUCCUAGCCCAGCCUGUCCAGUUCCUUAUCCCAGCCAGGGUGGGCAUGGAAAGCCUAUUGAUUUGCAGAGGGUCAGCUCUGCACACCUCCCUUCUCCUCCCCCAUAACAGGAAACAACCUGAGAACUCUUUGGACCUGGCAGAUUAUUAAAUACAGAAAGGGGCGAGAGGUUGGGUAGGGAUGUGAGAGGCGCCCGGGAAAGAGCGCCACCUACAGGCCGUGUGAUUCUGGGAACUCUGUAAUUCUGAUCAGUGAACUGAGCAGACAAUAAAGGUGCAAUGGGGAAAAACCCACCGGUGUCGCCGACUUCCUUGUGAGCGUUCAUGUAGUCCUU
Messenger RNA from Chionomys nivalis (European snow vole), 2889 nucleotides. It is a transcript of the gene Tunar, whose product is annotated as TCL1 upstream neural differentiation-associated RNA. Lineage: Eukaryota; Metazoa; Chordata; Mammalia; Rodentia; Cricetidae. The transcript has 3 exons. Bases 539 to 736 code for a protein of 65 amino acids. The record is from RefSeq and is a predicted model, not a curated record.